UGUCUCAAGACAUUCCGUGGGAAAUGGAGUAAAAGUUUCAAUGGGAAAAUGAAAGACGAUGUUUUUGUGAGGACUGUGCACAAAUAAAUCAAUUUAAUUAAUUACUGUGGCUGCAAACUUUCAUUCACAUCACAUUUUCGUACCUUGGUAGGUGUAUUGUGUGGCAAGAGCACAAAAUAUGUAAGGAAACAUAUUGAAUUCGCAGAAGGAAAACAUCCACAGAGGAAGUUCGUGUGAAGGAGAAACGAAAAAAAAAGAAAAUUGGAUAAUGGAAGUGAUAGGAAAAGCCCCACAAGUGUUCGUACAAAGUGAAAUUGUUCAGGAGUCCCCGUAGAAAUCCCACCGAGGAGUAUUUUCUUGUGCUGUGAAGACAGUGAGACAGUGCCAGAUAUGCAUUUCUCAAUCCCAGACACGCAGGACUUUCGCAAUGAGAAUUCCGGGACAUCAUUCACGGGCUUCAACAUUCACAUCAAUGGCACUUUCCAUUGUUGUCUGCGGUACAAGCAACUGCACAGCCUCCAUGAGCAGCUGAAACGCUCUCUGCCCACACUUGUGCUUCCAUCGUUCCCGCCGAAAAAAUUCUUUCCGCUCACACCGUCGCAGCUGGAGGAGCGUCGGGCUAGUCUUGAGCGAUACGUCCAGUUAGUGGGUCAAGAUCCCGUCCUGUCCAAAUCAGAGCUCUUGCGGACGUUCCUCCUCAAUGCGCAGCAGGAAUCAUCGUACACGGAGAGCAAGGAAACGGCACUUGAUGUGUACCUGAUGAAUGGCUUCCGAAUAGUUGUGAAUGCCUACACGACGGAAUGCUCAACGAAGGUGCUGGAGAAGGCGUGCGACAACAUCGACCUACCGCGUGACUACGCGUACUACUUUGCACUCUUUCUCAUGCGCAAAGAGAAUGACGGAAGUGUGACACUCACGCGGAAACUCAUGGACUUCGAGGCACCCUAUAUUACGCAGAAAAUCCUUCGGGAUUGCAAGAUUGUCAUAAGGAAGAACUAUUGGGAUCCUUGUUAUGACCUUGAGCUUAUGCGUGAUAGUAUUGCGCUCAAUUUGCUCUUUAUACAGACACUGAGUGAUGUGGAAAGGGGGUGGAUUCUAACAACGAAGGAAGCACGGGAUCAGCUGACAAAACUCCAGACGCAUGGGAAUAAGAAGGAAUUCCUCGAGGUAGCGCGGAAUCUUCCAACGUAUGGUGUUAUACAAUUUCAACGAGCUAUAAUGGAUUAUCCGGAGGAGGGUACUCAGGCCAGUAUAGCCAUUGGGAAUAAAGAGCUUACAACACGUACCGUCAUGGGGAAGAAGGUGCAAGAGGCAAAGUUUAAAGUUACACGAAUGAGGUGCUGGCGUGUCACGACAAUUCACAAUGACCUUUCGGGUGAUGGUGUGAGCAACAGGCAUAAAUGGGAGUUGUCUUUUGAGUACCUCAUGUCGAAGAAUUGCCUAAAAUGGAUCACAGUGGGCAGUGAGCAGGCAAUGCUGAUGUCAGUGUGCCUCCAGAGUAUGGUGGAUGAGUUGCUGAAUCAAAAGAGUGGUGCUGAUAUGAAUAAUAUGCAGAUUCAUCGAACAAACUACACGCCCUUGUCCUACAUUAGGCGUGAUGGAUCAUCCGGAAGGAUUUCCGAAUCCAGCUCUAGUGACACCAUAUCGAGUUUGAAUGACAUGGACAUGACGCAUACGAGGCGUGUUGUGGAGCCAUCAUCAAUGCGCCGGAAGAUAAGGGAAAAAAUCUCAACGACGGUGUUCUUCCGCAGUGGCAGGGAAUCCGUCCACAAUGAAGCUUUCGAGGGGAUUGGAGAUGAUGAUCUAUAGACGAAUUUUGCACAAAAAAUAUAAAACUUUUCUACUGAAAGCUCGAGAAAUUAAUAAGGAAGAAAUAAGAAUAUUUACAUAUAUCUAACAUGGAGGCUUUGUCGUAAACAUUCUCUUCUUCAUCAAACAAUGAACAAAAUAAUUAUUUACAUACAUUUUUUUGGAAAAUUGUUGUUUUGUAUAUUAUUAUUUUUUAAAUGUAUAAUGAAUUCUUGCCACAGCGUCAUAUAAAUUAAUAUUUUAUCUCCCUCUUAUUUAAUGGUUUAUUUUUGUGCCAAAUACUCUCUUUUAUGCAAAUUUGUGUAAAAUGCAACUAAAAAAAAAUAAAUAAAAAAAAUCACAUUUAUACCUAA
Messenger RNA from Lutzomyia longipalpis, 2162 nucleotides. It is a transcript of the gene Snx17, whose product is annotated as sorting nexin-17. Bases 391 to 1809 code for a protein of 472 amino acids. Gene Ontology annotation, molecular function: phosphatidylinositol binding. The record is from RefSeq and is a predicted model, not a curated record. Lineage: Eukaryota; Metazoa; Arthropoda; Insecta; Diptera; Psychodidae. The transcript is spliced from 6 exons. Gene Ontology annotation, biological process: intracellular protein transport. Gene Ontology annotation, cellular component: early endosome.